CACGCCUCUUUCACUCUCUGUGUGUCUCUCUCUCCUUCUUCUAUUUCUUGUAUAACUUGUUUGUCUUGAGUUGAAACUUGGGCAGUCUCAUUGCGUCACCAGCCCUAUAAGACUGGGACACAGUCAGGACACACAACAGGACACAUAUCACCAUGAUGGACCUGUUAACGUUUGAGAGGGAGAACCGUGAGCGUGUCCAGGCAGUGGAGAACUCCUUUGGUCCAGGAGGGAGUUCCCUAUCCAAGCCAGGUCGGGUUCUGAUGGGACAGGGCCGUCUGAUCAAGCAGGGUCGUCGAAAGCCUGCGCCAAAGGUUUUUUUCCUCUUCAACGAUGUGCUGGUGUACGGCAGCAUCAUCCUGAACAACCGCUGGUACAAAAACCCAAAGGUCAUCCCUCUAGAGGACAUCCAGCUGGAGGACAUGGAGGACGGUGUGGCAUUGAGCAACCAAUGGCUGAUCCGUACACCCCGCAAGUCCUUUUUUGUGUCUGCCCCUUCAUUCGAAGAGAAGCGGUCCUGGAUGAACCACAUCGAAGACUGCCGGUCAAACCUGCUGGAGGGCGGGAGCAGCCGGCAGGGUGGCUCCACCUUUGCCGUUGCCUGGAUACCAGACCAGGCCGCCUUCAAAUGCAUGCGCUGCUUCAACAAGUUCAGCCCGACUAACCGGCGACACCACUGCCGAAAAUGUGGCUUUUUGGUCUGCAAUGCUUGCUCCAAGACGCGAGAAGUGAUCGGCAACAUUCACCCCACCAAGAGGCAGAGGGUCUGCAGUCUCUGCCACACCAGGAACAAGGGAGAGGACAUGUCCUGUCUGGAGGGGGACAGCACCCCACGCAAGAACAGCUCAGAGGAGGACUAUGAAGCAGCAUCCAGCGAUGAAGAGGAAAGGACAAAUACCUUUGUUGAAAGCCGCUGGCUGGACUCCCAGAUGAACACCUGGGGACAGACGGACACAUAUGUUUACCCAAGACCAGUGCAACAGCAGCCCGAAUAAACCACAUCAACACAGUUACAGUCUGUCAGAUGUGUUCACCAUCAUUAUUAAACAAUGAAUUGUAUUAUGAAGACAGUUGCACUUUUGAAUGGAUUAAGUCGACACAAAUGUGAUCUAGUUAAAUGUAACCAAAACUAAUCUUUAAUUAUGCAUUGUAUUUGUAGUUACAAAUUACAAUUAAUUACAGUUGUCAUUACUGCACUUUUUAUACUGU
This is a messenger RNA of Centropristis striata (black sea bass), 1206 nucleotides long. RefSeq names its product pleckstrin homology domain-containing family F member 2-like. Gene Ontology annotation, molecular function: phosphatidylinositol binding; metal ion binding. The record is from RefSeq and is a predicted model, not a curated record. Lineage: Eukaryota; Metazoa; Chordata; Actinopteri; Perciformes; Serranidae. Bases 153 to 992 code for a protein of 279 amino acids. The transcript is spliced from 2 exons.